Photinus pyralis (common eastern firefly) is the source of this 617-nucleotide messenger RNA. RefSeq lists its product as uncharacterized. NCBI's taxonomy places the organism in Eukaryota, Metazoa, Arthropoda, Insecta, Coleoptera, Lampyridae. Bases 46 to 408 code for a protein of 120 amino acids. The transcript has 3 exons. The record is from RefSeq and is a predicted model, not a curated record.
UUAGCUAUAAAAAGGAAUCAGAAGAUUUAAAGUGUAUCAGAAACAAUGAAGCAGCCUUGUGCAACAUGUACCGUCUUAGUGGCUAUAGUAAUUAUGGCGGUUUCACAAGUACAUACCGAGGUCUCCCAGAAAUUGAUGAAUUUUCCUGCGGAUAAUGAACAAGUAGAAACUAUGAUUGAAGCUACUCAAGAACACCCAUGGGCGAUUUUCACUUUUGGAGGAAAGAAGAGAAGUGUGAGUUUUAUACCUCGCCUUGGCAGAGAAUUAGGUGACGAGAACAUGGAAAAAUGGUUUAGAGAUGGUGAAAUGAAAACAGAGCGAUCAUCGCCAUUUGUUCCUCGUCUAGGCAGAGAAAGUUUAAUUCAAAAACCUUACUUUGUUCCUCGUUUAGGCAAAAGAGAAGAGUAACAGAAAUUCAAAAUUUUAAAAAUGUGCUGUUUUACUGUAGAGUUAUAAAAUUAAUGAUAAGGUACAUACAGCUGUAGAUAUUUUUUAGUUUCCAGUAUGUAUUAUGAUACCACAUGUUUCAGAAUCAAUUUGAAAUCUAUGUUUAAAUAUUUUCCACGUGUCCAAACCGAGUUUAUUCUGUAUUUUUAGCGCAUUUUUUAAGAAUUAAA